Acanthocheilonema viteae is the source of this 2109-nucleotide messenger RNA. The record is from the annotation of a GenBank genome assembly. NCBI's taxonomy places the organism in Eukaryota, Metazoa, Nematoda, Chromadorea, Rhabditida, Onchocercidae.
AUGAUGCAAACAACGUCAAUACCCAUUGAAAGGUAUAGUGGCAAUUUGAAGAUGAAAAUGUUAGAAAGAAAGUGUGAAAGUAAUUCAACACAAAUUCUCCAUUACAGCGAAUGUUUGGAUAAGAAUGCGAAUAGCAAAUCGCCAGUUAUUGAAAAAAGACGCAAAUCUGCUUCGUUACAUGCUUUACAUCCCGAUGACACGAAAUCAUUCAGUAUAAUAGAUCCGUUAAGUGGUAAAAUGUCGCAUGAACUAUUAAAAGGAGGUAGCAGAGGUGGUUCGAAAAGUUCAGGAAUGCAGGAUUCAGUUUCGGAUACAUUUUCAUGUGCAGGUCCAAUCGAAACCGCAAUUUCAUACCAUCAGAAUGCCCCAUCGUUAACACGGUUUGAUACAGAUAAUCGUGCUUUCGAUGAACGUCUUGCUAUAGUAAUCCAGAAUGCAGAUAUUAAUUUUAAUCGUGGUUUCUGGAUGCGCAAUGACUGGUUAAACAGAUGGACCCUACGAUUUAACGAAGUAAACAUGGAAAAGCGGUAUAGGGCACAUUUUGCAGAAUCAAUCGAUCGCCAAUUGCCCAGUUAUGAUGGCACUUCACACAUUGAUAACUCAGACUUACAUUAUCGUUAUUCGGGUGUAUUUAUCGAUGUAUUAGUAGCUGGGAUGUUGCUCGUCAUCUGUUCAGCUGCGAUUUUUAUUUCGGGAAUAUUAAAUACCAUCUUUAUCAUUUAUUUUGCGAUCUCACUCAUUGCUAUUAUAUUAAUUAUCGUUAUCAUCGGUAUACCAUUACUAAGGCAUCAGUCAAUUUUCCCGUUUGUUAAUCUUUGGACACCACGUCAUGUUAUUGGAAUGGUACUCAUAUUGCUGCCAGCAGGUGUUGCGUUAACAGCAGCACCUUUAUGUGAUGAUAUUGUUGUCCAGGAAUAUAUGUGUAUUUCACCAAAUUUGCUUGCUCAGCGGAUUUUGUUUUGAAUACCAGAUGCAUAUAAGUAUACUAUCAUUUGUUUAGCCUAUAUAUUUCUGGUUGCACUGUUUGCACAUUGCAACUUCUCGCAACUCUCAGCUUGGCCAAAAACAGCUGAGGCAUUAUUGGUCGGUGUCGUAUUUUUAUGGCUCACUUAUGUUUGCCAAUACCGCAUCAGUUCAUUAGUUGAUAAAUCAUUCAAUAAUCGAGAUACUGAGCCACGUUCUUGUAAUGGCACCGUGACAGUGUGGGCGUCGGGACGGUUCGGUUCCCCAGUUAAUUUACCUGAAAUUUGUGUUGAUGUCUUCUUGGUUGUCGUUUUGGUUGCUUUUCUCAAUUACCAGGCAAGAUUUUUCUUUCUGUCUCUUCAAUUUGAAGCUGCAUUUCGAAUGUCUUUCUUCGGCGACGUACAAGCACAACGCGAUACUGAGCAAAUGCAAGCGGUGCGUGAUCAGGCUGACUGGCUUCUAACCAAUAUCAUUCCACAACAUGCCAUCGAUUCAUUGAAAUCAAGUAUCAGAUACUCUGAAAACCAUGCACUCACGGCAGUUCUUUUUGCUACGAUCACCAAUUGGAACGAAAUGUAUGAAGAAACUUUUGAGGGCGGACGCGAAUUUUUACGAGUGCUAAAUGAGAUUAUUGGGGACUUCGAUGAAUUACUAGAUAGACCAGAUUUCUCACAGGUGGAAAAAAUCAAAACUAUCGGACCUACAUAUAUGGCUGCAGCUGGAUUAAAUCCAGAUAUGAGACGUUCAGCCCAGCAUCCUUAUGAACAUCUUUAUCAAUUGAUGGAAUUUGCAAUCGGUUUACAACAACAGCUAAACUAUUUUAACCAAGAUUUGUUGAACUUUGAUUUUGUUUGCAAAAUUGGCUAUAAUAUUGGUCCAGUGACAGCUGGUGUUAUUGGUACCACAAAAUUAUACUACGAUAUUUGGGGUGAUACAGUCAAUAUUGCUUCUAGAAUGUAUAGUACCGGUAUAGAGAACCGAAUACAGGUGUCUCAAAAAACUCGAGAUUUACUAUGUGAUCGUUAUGAUUUUGAAUAUCGUGAUCACAUUGAAGUAAAAGGAGUGGAUGGUGGCAUGGAUACUUAUUUGUUGGUUGGCAGAAAAGGCGAACCGCCAGUGAAUUUUACGAUUACUACAACCUUCUGA